This is a messenger RNA of Canis lupus familiaris (dog), 1905 nucleotides long. RefSeq names its product neuronal PAS domain protein 1 (gene NPAS1). The record is from RefSeq and is a predicted model, not a curated record. Gene Ontology annotation, biological process: regulation of transcription by RNA polymerase II. The transcript is spliced from 11 exons. Bases 1 to 1785 code for a protein of 594 amino acids. Gene Ontology annotation, molecular function: DNA-binding transcription factor activity, RNA polymerase II-specific; RNA polymerase II transcription regulatory region sequence-specific DNA binding; protein dimerization activity. Lineage: Eukaryota; Metazoa; Chordata; Mammalia; Carnivora; Canidae.
AUGGCGGCCCCCUACCCCGGCGGCGGCGGCGGCGGCGGCGAGCUCAAGUGCGGGGCAGGUCGCGGCCGCAGCGUCCCGUGGGACUUUCUGCCGGGGCUGGUGGUCAAGGCCCCGCCCGGACCCUGCCUGCAGGCGCAGCGCAAGGAGAAGUCCCGGAACGCGGCGCGCUCGCGGCGCGGAAAGGAGAACCUGGAGUUCUUCGAGCUGGCCAAGCUGCUCCCGCUGCCCGGAGCCAUCUCGAGCCAGCUGGACAAGGCGUCCAUCGUGCGCCUCAGCGUCACCUACCUCCGCCUGCGCCGCUUCGCCGCCCUCGGGGCGCCGCCCUGGGGACUGCGGGCCACGGGGCCACCGGCCGGCCUGGCCCCAGGCCACCGGGGGCCCAUGGCGCUGGUCUCCGAAGUCUUUGAGCAGCACCUGGGUGGACACAUCUUACAGUCCCUGGAUGGCUUCGUGUUUGCCUUGAACCAGGAAGGGAAGUUCCUCUACAUCUCGGAGACCGUCUCCAUUUAUCUGGGCCUCUCGCAGGUGGAGCUGACGGGUAGCAGCGUCUUCGACUACAUCCACCCCGGGGACCACUCGGAGGUGCUGGAACAAUUGGGCCUCCGGACCCCCACCCCCGGGCCUCCCACCCCGCCCUCCGUGCCCUCCUCUUCCUCCUCCUCGUCUUCGUCCUCGCUUGCGGAUACCCCUGAGAUCGAGGCCAGCGCCGCGGAGGCGCCUCCCUUCUCCCGGGUCCAGGAGCGCUCCUUCUUCAUCCGCAUGAAAUCCACCCUCACCAAGAGGGGGCUGCACGUCAAGGCCUCGGGGUACAAGGUCAUCCACGUGACGGGGCGCCUUCGGGCCCGCUCCCUGGGCCUUGUGGCUCUGGGCCACACCUUGCCCCCCGCCCCACUGGCCGAGCUGCCACUACACGGACACAUGAUCGUCUUCCGUCUCAGCCUGGGUCUCACCAUCCUUGCUUGUGAGAGCAGAGUCAGCGAUCACAUGGACCUGGGGCCCUCAGAGCUCGUGGGUCGCAGCUGCUACCAGUUUGUCCAUGGACAGGAUGCAGCCAGGAUCCGCCAGAGCCACCUGGACCUGCUGGACAAGGGGCAGGUGAUGACCGGUUACUACCGCUGGCUGCAACGGGCUGGGGGCUUCGUGUGGCUGCAGUCCGUGGCCACCGUGGCUGUGAGUGGGAAGAGCCCCGGGGAGCGCCACGUGCUCUGGGUCAGCUAUGUGCUCAGCCAAGCCGAGGGUGGCCAGACCCCCCUGGAUGCCUUCCAGCUUCCAGCCAGCGUGGCCUGUGAGGACAUAUCCAGCCCAGAGCCAGAGCCCACAGAGCCAGAGCCUCCAGCAGAAGGGAAGCAAGCUGCCCCGCUAGACAAGGAUGAGGCUCCCCGGAGCCGGGGCAAACGCAUCAAAGUGGAGCCUGGCCCAGGGGAGGCUAAAGACCCAGAGGACAGUGGAGACGAGGAGCCAUCCAGCCACCCAGCCCUGCCGAGGCCUGAGUUCACUUCUGUUAUCCGGGCAGGGGCCCUGAAGCAGGACCUGGUGCGGCCCUGGGGCCUGGGGCCUCCCGGAGACCCCCCACCUUCCCUCCUCCAUGCCAGCUUCCUGCCCCCCGUCGUGCGGGGCCUGUGCACCCCCGGCGCCAUCCGCUACGGUCCUGCGGAGCUGGGCCUCAUGUACCCACACCUCCAGAGGCUGGGCCCGGGCCCCACCCUCCCCGAGGCCUUCUACCCGACCCUGGGCCUGUCAUACCCGGGGCCCACAGGCACCAGGGUGCAGCGGAAGGGGGACUGAGGACUCCAGAGCUGCCUACAGAGCCAGACCCUGAGGGACAGGUGGCGCCCCGAGGGCACUGCGAUGAGGCUCUCAGUCCUGUACGCCAUCCCAGGAAAUUAAACACCAUCUCCCCCUCUG